UUUUCGUGUGUUUGUAGUGGCAAUAAAUGAAACUGAGUGCAGAAUGGAGUGUCAAAUGAUUCUUUUUGUCAAAAUGGCGAAUAGAAAUUGAAGGAAAUUAUCAACUCGUUCCUGCAGACCGUGUGUUCGUUCAGGUUAAUUUAUCGAGCAAAAUAGAGAAGGUUGAAAGUAAAUUUGAUGUUUUUGUGACAAGACGGGCGAUUGAAAAGUACUGUAAACUGGUGGUGUCCGUGUCCGCGCCACGAUACUGGGACUUGUGCAUUUCCCCCACGUACUCCAUGGUUUUCAUCAGUCUGCCGUUAUCCACGGACGCUUGCCACUUUUACGCGAGAACAAUAAAAACCUACGACGGAAUUCGACAAGCUGUUUUUUCGUCACGUUUUCUCGAACGGGGGAAGUGCUUUUAGAGCAGCGGAUAAGUCGGACAUAAGGAACUGGCAGAAGAAAUGGGAGCAUUAAAGGCGGGUGUGGAUUUAUAAACAGUUGAAGUUGAACGCGUGUACGUGAUCGUUCUAAGAGGAUUGUUACGACUUCGCGGAAAAGUCGGUCCUGUGGUCGGAGUUGUAGGAAAUUGGUCCGACGAGCAAGUCAUCGAAAGUAGUUAGCUGCGUGACCUUUCGACAUGGAACUGCGAGUGGGCAACAAGUACCGCUUGGGUCGGAAGAUCGGCUCGGGCUCUUUCGGAGACAUCUACUUGGGAACAACAAUAAACACAGGCGAGGAGGUGGCCAUAAAAUUAGAGUGCAUCAGGACGAAACACCCACAGCUGCACAUCGAGAGCAAGUUCUACAAGAUGAUGCAGGGCGGCAUCGGGAUCCCGAGGAUCAUCUGGUGCGGCUCGGAAGGAGACUACAACGUUAUGGUAAUGGAGUUACUCGGACCCUCGCUGGAGGAUCUCUUCAAUUUCUGCUCGCGACGCUUCUCCCUAAAAACCGUUUUACUGUUAGCUGACCAGAUGAUUACGCGCAUCGACUUCAUACACUCUAGGGACUUUAUACAUCGAGAUAUAAAGCCUGACAACUUCCUGAUGGGGCUGGGGAAGAAGGGCAACUUGGUUUACAUAAUAGACUUUGGCUUGGCGAAAAAGUACCGAGACGGACGGACCCACAGACAUAUUCCCUACAGAGAAAACAAGAACUUGACAGGCACAGCCCGUUACGCUUCCAUAAACACCCACUUGGGAAUUGAGCAGUCGCGACGUGAUGACUUAGAGUCCUUAGGUUAUGUUUUAAUGUACUUCAAUCUGGGUACCUUACCAUGGCAAGGCCUUAAAGCGGCCAACAAACGGCAAAAGUACGAGCGGAUCUCGGAAAAGAAGCUCUCCACGCCGAUCCUGACCCUGUGCAAGGGGUUCCCGAGCGAGUUCGGCAACUAUCUGAGCUACUGCCGCCAAAUGCAUUUCGAGCAACGUCCUGACUAUAACUACCUUCGUAAGCUUUUCAGAAAUCUGUUCCACAGACUAGGAUUUACGUAUGACUAUGUAUUCGACUGGAAUUUACUUAAGUUCGGCGGGCCACGGAACUCGGCGACGCAGCAGCAGCAGCAGGAUGAGACGGAGGUUAGCAACGCUGCGAACAAACAGAGCCUGAUAGUGGGAGGGCACGCGGCAGCGGUAGCUAAUUCGGGCGGAGCUGGGGUGGUGGGCAGCGGCGUCGGCACGGGAGGCAUGGACGAGCCUAUGGCAGUAGCGACUAACUCCUCGCGGCAGUACGAUACGCCGGAGCGCCGCCCCUCGAUCCGGAUGCGUACGCAAGGAGUUGUAAAUGAUGGAAUCAGGAAUCCAAAAUAAUGUAACAUAGGCGAUAGCAUGUAACAAUUCAAACUAAUUCAGAACAUAUUCAAUACCAUUUAAAUAGUACGAUAAAGUAAGUAAAUCUAUUGAUAGUUCCGUAUGUGUUAAGUUGAAUAGAAUUUUCGCUUCUUGUUUAUUUGAAAUUCUCGGAGCCAGCUGAACUGUGGCUUUCCUUCAUGUAUAAAUGUUUUGAAAUUGAUUUCGAAAUUCGUACCAUAUACAUGUCAUUUAGGAAAUUUUAUGACGAAAUUAAUUGCUAAUAAAAGAAAUAUGUAACGUAUAAACAAAUCGAAGGAAGAAACAAGCAAAAUCCUUGAUAGUAAAUAUAUAUUUAAAGAAAAUUUUAUCAUUUUUUAAUGUCUAGUAGGAUUUAAAACAUUUUUACACUAACUACAAAGUAACGAAAAGCAGAUGGAGUUAAGAUAUAUAUCAUCAAAAAAAUAUUAAAUAAAGGGCUUUUAAGUGUA
Messenger RNA from Hermetia illucens (black soldier fly), 2259 nucleotides. RefSeq names its product discs overgrown protein kinase (gene dco). Lineage: Eukaryota; Metazoa; Arthropoda; Insecta; Diptera; Stratiomyidae. Gene Ontology annotation, cellular component: nucleus; cytoplasm. Gene Ontology annotation, biological process: endocytosis; peptidyl-serine phosphorylation; signal transduction. The record is from RefSeq and is a predicted model, not a curated record. Gene Ontology annotation, molecular function: ATP binding; protein serine/threonine kinase activity. The transcript has 2 exons. Bases 623 to 1789 code for a protein of 388 amino acids.